Malaya genurostris is the source of this 1784-nucleotide messenger RNA. Its product is annotated as opsin, ultraviolet-sensitive-like. Gene Ontology annotation, molecular function: G protein-coupled receptor activity. The record is from RefSeq and is a predicted model, not a curated record. The coding region runs from base 149 to 1291 and encodes 380 amino acids. Gene Ontology annotation, cellular component: membrane. The transcript is spliced from 5 exons. Gene Ontology annotation, biological process: G protein-coupled receptor signaling pathway; visual perception. NCBI's taxonomy places the organism in Eukaryota, Metazoa, Arthropoda, Insecta, Diptera, Culicidae.
CCCGUAGGAUUUUGUCAGUAGGCACAGUGGAAGUGUCUAGGACGGUGUGGUGAAUAAAAAACAGAGGAAUCAAAUUACUUGAUUUAGUGGAUCAACGAAUGUUUUAGUGCUCAUGUGUUGUGUUGAGUAAAACCUUGUUUAUUUGAAAAUGCCCUACCUGGAUCAUCUACACGAAAACUAUACUGUGCUACGGCCAGAGGCACGCCUUUCGCCUGAAACACGUUACCUGGGCUGGAAUGUGGCCCCCGAAGACCUACCGCAUAUACCAGAACACUGGUUGAAAUAUCCUGAACCGGAAUCGUCCCUACAUUACCUGUUAGGAUUGUUGUAUGUAGCCUUUACGGUAUUCUCUCUUGUCGGCAAUGGAUUGGUGAUAUGGGUCUUUUCGUCUGCAAAAUCUUUGCGGACCCCUUCUAACGUUUUCGUCGUAAACCUGGCUAUAUGUGACUUUAUAAUGAUGCUCAAAACACCCAUAUUUAUUUACAAUUCCUUCACCAAAGGAUUCACAGCUGGCCACCUUGGCUGCCAGAUAUUUGCAUUUAUGGGCUCGAUAUCCGGCAUCGGUGCAAGUGCUACCAACGCAUGUAUAGCCUACGAUAGAUUCAAUACCAUCGCUCGACCCUUCGAAGGAAGACUAACACACACAAAAGCGAUCUGCAUUACAAUUUUUGUGUAUCUAUAUGCCAUCCCAUGGGCAACUUUGCCAUUGCUCGAGAUUUGGGGACGAUACGUACCAGAGGGCUACCUUACAUCAUGUACGUUUGAUUACCUCACCAAUACUUUCGACACUCGUAUGUUUGUUGGUACUAUCUUCACUUUCAGCUACGUAUUACCGAUGAGUCUCAUCAUUUAUUACUAUAGUCAAAUAGUUAGUCACGUGGUCAAUCACGAGAAAGCCUUGCGUGAGCAGGCCAAAAAAAUGAACGUUGACUCAUUGCGUUCAAAUCAAAACCAAGCCAAUACGUCGGUCGAGGUGAGGAUAGCUAAAGCUGCCAUCACAGUUUGCUUCCUGUUCGUUGCAUCUUGGACCCCAUAUGCAGUGUUGGCAUUGAUAGGUGCUUUCGGUAAUCAAAGUUUGCUAACACCAGGAGUAACCAUGUUCCCCGCAUGUGCUUGUAAAUUUGUUGCCUGCAUCGACCCGUACGUGUACGCUAUUAGUCAUCCAAGGUACAGAGUGGAAUUACAGAAGCGAUUACCGUGGUUAGCUAUCACUGAAACUUUGCCAACUGAUACCGCAUCAACAACUACCGAAGCAGUUUCAACCAACACAGCAGCACCGGCAUCUUCUUAACUCGUUUUUAGUUUUAUAAUUUUUCUCAAAAUUUACGAAUAAAACAUUCAAAAUAUGAAGACCCUUGCAAUAUAUCUCAUGGACAUGAUAACUGGACAAACCUGCGUCGAUACAUUGUUUUGGAGAACUGCAAUAUGUUCCAAAUGAGUAGGGAAGUAGAAAAGACGAGUAGGGAAAUUCACAACGCUCAUUCAAAAGAUUUCUAUUGAUAUCAAACAUUCAAACCUACUUCUAAUAUUUUUCUAUUCUCUUUUCUUUUUCAUUUUGUUAAAUAAAGAUUUAUUUGUACAAAGCUCUGAUUCCUCAAAAACUAAUUUGAAAAACUCUUCUGUAAUCAACAUACUGAUUUAUUUUUCUAAUUUUGCAUGAAAUUUAUCAGAGUUGCAAGCUAUUACCCAGCGUGAUAGUGUUUUCGACGCAGUGUUAUGGAAAUAAAAUAUUCAAUUGAUUUUUUCAAGCAAAUAAAUUCAUAAUGAAUUGUCAAGUUGGCAAA